AUGAGCCAUUCACACGACCACUCUCAUGACAUUGGCAGCGCUGGUGAGCAUGGACACACGCACGAGCACCUGGACAGCGCUGGCAAAUAUAGCGACAGAGAUCUGCCCGACUACUCUCACCGCGACUUUGAAGAAAGAGCCUUUACUAUCGGCAUAGGCGGUCCCGUAGGCAGCGGCAAGACUGCACUCACGCUGGCGUUAUGCAGGCACUUUCGAGACAAGCUCAAUAUCGCUGUGGUGACGAAUGACAUCUUCACACGAGAGGAUCAAGAAUUUCUGAUUCGGAAUGACGCGCUGCCCGACAAAGGACGCAUACGAGCCAUUGAGACCGGCGGUUGCCCGCACGCCGCCAUCAGAGAAGACAUCUCUGCCAACCUGAACGCACUUGAGCAGUUACAAGCCGACUAUGGCUGCGAGCUCCUCUUUGUAGAGUCUGGCGGCGAUAAUCUUGCGGCCAACUACUCUCGCGAGCUCGCCGACUAUAUUAUCUACGUCAUCGACGUCUCCGGAGGUGACAAGAUACCGCGCAAGGGUGGCCCAGGAAUAUCACAGUCAGACCUGCUUAUCAUCAACAAAAUCGAUCUGGCCGAAUAUGUCGGCGCUUCGCUCGAGGUCAUGCGACGAGAUUCUGCGAAGAUGCGAGACUCCGGGCCAACUCUCUUCACAAGUGUCAAGCACAACCAGGGCGUGGAGGGUGUUGCCGAGCUCAUUCUCAGCGCAUGGCAAGUCAGCGGCGCCAAGACGGCAUGA
Molecule: messenger RNA, 750 nt
Organism: Mixia osmundae IAM 14324
Lineage: Eukaryota; Fungi; Basidiomycota; Mixiomycetes; Mixiales; Mixiaceae
Exons: 4
Coding region: 1-750 (249 amino acids)
Molecular function (GO): nickel cation binding; GTPase activity
Source: RefSeq, a predicted model, not a curated record